This is a messenger RNA of Cydia splendana, 1387 nucleotides long. Its product is annotated as homeobox protein MSH-C-like. The transcript is spliced from 5 exons. Gene Ontology annotation, biological process: regulation of transcription by RNA polymerase II; cell differentiation. Gene Ontology annotation, cellular component: nucleus. The record is from RefSeq and is a predicted model, not a curated record. NCBI's taxonomy places the organism in Eukaryota, Metazoa, Arthropoda, Insecta, Lepidoptera, Tortricidae. Gene Ontology annotation, molecular function: DNA-binding transcription factor activity, RNA polymerase II-specific; RNA polymerase II cis-regulatory region sequence-specific DNA binding. Bases 65 to 847 code for a protein of 260 amino acids.
UUGGAGGUAUGAGUAAUUGACAAUGUAAUUUGGUUUUUUAAAGUUAAGUUUUUAACUGAGCAGAAUGCAGGACAGCCACAAAUCAUUUCUGAUCAAAGAUUUGUUGGGAGAUGUUCUUCGGCCGGUGGCGGAUGGCGUCACAGAAGACCAGGACACCAGCCAAGCCUCCGACAACGACGAUGACAUCUCCGUUGGCGACAACCGCAGCGACGCGUCGUCCAAGUACGACAAGGACAAGACCGAAACGGCGAGGUCCACGCCCGUCGACUUUAAUCGGCCGGAGUAUUUCAAAGAGGAGUUUGAGAGGAACGAGAGUUUGAAGUUGUAUAACGGUGAUCUGUUUCAUAUGUACAGGCCUGAGCAAGGAAAGGAGGACGAAAGCUUCGUGAUCUCCGACGGCAUCUAUGGCAGAUCCAUGGACUUGUCGAAGAGCUCCUUCCAAAGUCAACUGUUGGCCGGAUUUGCGUCCGUCAUGGCCGGCGGUUCCCAGAGGGAAACCCAGGAGUCGGCAGAUCGCCAGCCCCGCGCCAGCUCCUCCCGCAAGCCCCGCCGCCGCCGCACCGCGUUCACCCACGCCCAGCUCGCCUACCUCGAGCGCAAGUUCCGCUGUCAGAAGUACCUGAGCGUCGCCGACCGCGGCGACGUCGCUGACGCCCUCAGCUUGAGUGAGACGCAGGUCAAAACAUGGUACCAGAACAGACGAACAAAAUGGAAGCGCCAGAACCAGCUCCGCCUGGAGCAACUCCGCGCGCAGGCGGCCGGCGGGGGUGAGCGGGACGUGCGCUCGUUGCCUCUCGCUUGCGCGCUACUCCCGUCCUACCCCGCCUACAUGCACUGCCAUAUGUAAGCUGUGGACUUCUGUUAGCCUGGUAAGCUUGACUGCAAAUGUGAAGGGGGUUAAGAAGAACAGGGGACAAAAGGGCAUAUGGAAAGCUAUUGUUUCUUGCCACGAGAAAAAUAAAAUCAGAACAAACUACUGAUAUGUGCGUUAUAAGUAGUUUGAAAUCGCUACCUGCUAUGAAAAAUGUUUGAACACAAAGGGAACUUACUAAAAUACAAUUGUAUGUAGCUUCUAGAUAAAUCGUUAGAGGCAUCAAGAUUGAAAAAAAAACAACGGGUUGCACUCCGGGAGUGCCGACAGAAGUGAAAACUCAAUGACUAGUCCAAAAUGUCUGCAGCACUAUGUAUAAUUGACCCAUCCUCCUUUCUAUUGAAAAACUUUAGUUCCGAAAUUGCUCGUCAGUGAUCUUGUUUAAAAUUCGAAAUUCAAAUUUGUAGCGUUAAUUGUUUAAAACUCGAAUAGAAAUUGUAAAGUUACCUAGCAGACCUCGCAUCUAAAUAUAUUUGGUCAUGAUAUUUUGAGUUUUAUUCACCAGUACUAGAGUUC